AUGCAGCCCAACUCAGUGGAGCGGAAGCAGGUAGAGUCUAACUGCAAUUCCAUACCCGAUCUUUUAUCCCAUAAACCUGCGGGGAAUGAUUUGGAGGGCAAUCACUAUCAUACAGGAUUCCUCAGACGCACCACUUUAUUGCUUUCUCGUUGGGGAAUCGAAACGCAUGGCAUCGCGCCGGUGCCAGCAGAGGAACGUCUGGAGACUCGGUGGUAUCAAAUGUUUUUCGUUUGGUUCUCUUCUAACAUGAAUAUCUUGGCAUUCAGUACUGGUACUGCUGGACCUGCAUUUUUUGCUCUGGGAGUUCGUGACUCUAUAAUUAUCAUCGUCAUCGUUGACAUGGUAUCUUGCUUGCUUCCUGCAUUAUUUGCUAUUUUUGGGCCAAAGCUUGGCAUGCGAGCUAUGGUGCAAGCAAGGUUCUCGUGGGGAUAUUUCGGCGCUAUCAUACCGGCCGUGUUGAAUGUUUUCUCCUCGGAAGGCUUCCUUAUCUUGGAAUGCAUCAUCGGUGGACAAACGAUUGCAAGCUUGUCCCCUCACCUUGACGAUACUCUUGGGAUUAUCAUCAUCAGUGUCAUCACUCUUGGGGUCACUUUCUGUGGAUACCGUGUUAUCCAUUGGUAUGAAAGCAUCGCCUGGAUCCCAAAUGUAGUUACUUUCAUCACGAUGCUGGCUGUCGGUUAUCCACAACUACACGAAAACCAAUCAGUGCCCGUCCCUCCAGCAACACCCGCUAAUAUUAUAUCUUUUGCGUCCUUCGUCGCAUCUAGCAUUGUCGGCUGGUGUACCAUGACCCCUGACUAUGGCGUACAUCAUAGCCCUGAUGCUUCCUCCACUAGAAUUUUCAUCUACACGUACCUCGGGUUUUUCACUGCUACUGCGACUUCACAUGCCCUGGGUGCCGCAUUUGCAGCCGCAGCUCCUAAUGUGCCUGCUUGGAAUGCAGGAUAUAAUAACAGUUCUUCCGUCGGUGGCUUGUUACACAGCGUGUUGCGACCUACCGGCGCGUUCGGAAACAUCCUGACUGCUUUGCUCGCUCUCACUAUACCCAGCGCCUGUGCACCAACGAUGUACACGUUUAGCACCAGUUUCAUGGCUGUCGCUACGUGGUUCGCCGCGGUGCCUAGAUGGGUGUAUAUCAUCAUCUCCGAAGCGAUUCUGAUACUGGUGGCCAUUGUUGGUGCCAAAAAGUUUUACACUACUUUUGUAGACAUCCUCGACAUCAUUGGAUACUGGUCAUCAGCCUUUGCUGCGAUAGUCCUUACAGAACAUGUGUUAUUCCGACAUGCCUCGUUUUCUGAGGAUCAGUAUCCCAUCACGACUUGGGCUUCAUAUGAUCUCUUGCCUAGCGGUAUCCCGGCCGUUGUGGCAUUCGUGUGUGCGUGUGGAGUUCUUGUUCCAUUCAUGUCACAGGCUUGGUAUGUAGGACCAGUGGCAAGGCAGGGCAGCGGAGAAGUUGGUGUGUUCGUAGGAUUUGUGGUGGGAACUAUCACCUACGCGUUGGCGAGGAGUUUCGAGAAGUUUUGGCACAAGAAGAUGAUGAAAUCAGACGCGCACCAGUAGUCAUUGAUAUAUAAUGAGCAGUAUAUAUACAGCGAGCAAUAUCUGCACAGCUCCGGUUCUCUGUGAGCGUCUGUACAUACAUGUACAGCAAUUUUUUUUUAGAAUUUUGUAGUUACUGGGUGAUCUGUGAUCAGUCUCUGUACAUAGACUCACCCGGCAGCUAAU
Messenger RNA from Suillus clintonianus, 1725 nucleotides. Its product is annotated as cytosine-purine permease. Gene Ontology annotation, cellular component: plasma membrane. Lineage: Eukaryota; Fungi; Basidiomycota; Agaricomycetes; Boletales; Suillaceae. Gene Ontology annotation, molecular function: transmembrane transporter activity. Gene Ontology annotation, biological process: transmembrane transport. Bases 1 to 1560 code for a protein of 519 amino acids. The record is from RefSeq and is a predicted model, not a curated record. The transcript has 12 exons.